Molecule: messenger RNA, 2146 nt
Organism: Cataglyphis hispanica
Lineage: Eukaryota; Metazoa; Arthropoda; Insecta; Hymenoptera; Formicidae
Gene: IFT54
Product: TRAF3-interacting protein 1
Exons: 9
Coding region: 362-2146 (594 amino acids)
Biological process (GO): cilium assembly; regulation of microtubule cytoskeleton organization; intraciliary transport
Cellular component (GO): centrosome; ciliary basal body; intraciliary transport particle B
Molecular function (GO): microtubule binding
Source: RefSeq, a predicted model, not a curated record
UGCGUUUUUCACAAUAUAGCGUCAAUUUUAAUGACGUGAUCUAUUUGACGCUAAAAAUGAGCGUCGUAUGUCAGCGUGAAAAGGCACCUUUAUUGCUAUUUUCAUUCAAAUAUCAGCGGGAGUUGCCAAAAAAUGGCGAAAAAAUAAAAAAAACCCGUCCAUUCGAAAAUGCUAUCUGAUUGAUCGAUCAAACUUCAAAACGCUUUAAAAUUUUUGUAAUGUCAAAUGAAAUGCAUCAAUUGAUUGUGGUGCGCACGUGCAUCGUUGCUUAGCAACCGUUUGACAUUACAUUGAAUAGGAUCACCGCGAGUAUCAUAUAUGAUAUACAUGUUGGGCAUGAUUAAAGAAAAACAGUCUCAUAAUGACGGACGAAGUGCGACCCGAAGUGAUAAAAAAAACACAAGAUCUGCUCGGAAAAUAUUUCAAGAAGCCACCGUUAACUGAGAAAUUGCUCCGAAAACCACCAUUUCGCUUUCUUCAUGAUAUUAUAACGGCUGUUAUUAAAGAGACAGGUUUCUUGGAGGGAUUGUUCACUGAUGAGGAGUUAAAUUCGGAUAACAUAAAAGAUAAAGAAGCAAAGCUUGCCUUUUUGACAAAACUCAUUGAUGUUGUCAAAUUAAUUUCGGGUGCUAAUUUAACGGUCAGAGCAAGUAAGAUAAUUUCUGGUCAAGAGCCGACAAAGACAAAUGAAUUGCUGCAAGCUAUUGGAAAAUCCCUUGAUAAAAAAGUCAGUAGUACAGAAGCGAUCGAGCAUUAUAAAAAAAGUUUGCAGAAGAAAACAAAAACUGAAUCAAAAUCAAAAUCUACAAUUAAAGAGGAAACUUCAAAAAAGCCCGCUCCAAGGCAGGCAUCGCAAACGAGAAAAUCAUCAGAGAAAGAUAAAGUCUCGGAGCGAAAAAAAAGAUCGUCUAGCACAGGGAAAGUAGUAUCGAGCGAAGCAAAAAACAUCGAUGAUAAGCCCAAUGAGAAAGGAAGAAAAGAGAAUAACAAAAAGGAAAUAUUGAAAAAUGUUGAAGCCAUAGAUAUCCCACCGGCUGAGCCAAUCGAAGAUAAAGUUCCUAUUUCGGCGCAAAAAAGAAGACCUUCUUCAUCUGCUAAAGUGAAGCAGAAUUCUAUAAUCUCAGCGACUGAAUCAACGAAAGAAGAACAAGUACAACAUCGAAUUUCUUCAAGUAAAAUAAGGCCCUCAGUGCAAGUAAGUGGCUCCCAGGAGAAGAUAGCGAAUAUACCCUCAGAGACAUCUCUUCAUAAUGAAGAACAAAAUAAAUUAGAAACGAGCAAUUAUAACAAAGAAACUAAGAAAAAUGGAAUAUCAGAAGAAACUAAAGAACGGCAACAGAGCGCUGGGAAGAGCGAGCAAAUGCCAAUGUCAGAACUUGACUUCCAAAAUCAAACAUCUACUGAAACGACUGUUUUACAACAAUCCAAUGCAAGACCUAAAACCUCCUUAAGACCACCUAGUGCUAGACCUAUCAGUGCUAGGCCGGCAGCUCCCAGGAUGAGAGCAAAGACAGAUUUCAUUGUCAAUGAGGAGAUACAGACACCAGUGGGAAAUAUCAGUGUUAUUGUAGAGAAUGCUGAUUUGAAGGAUGAUGAUGAUGCUGAAGAUAUGGUAGUCAUGGAAACUAAGGGAAGCAGUGGCGACAAUUUAGAAAAUGGAGAUUACAAGAUAGAUAAUCACCUGAUGCAAGAGCAUGGGCAUCUAGUGGCACAAAUUUUAGAGACCCAAAGGGAAUUGGUCAAUACUGACAAUGUCGAUGUAUUACCGAAGAAAGUGGACAUUGCAUGGGAAUCUGGUUCGAAGCGCGAUCGAGAAGCAACAACUAAAGAAAUUGACAAAUUACGUGGAACUAUACAGACACUGACGCGUGCGACGAAUCCUCUAGGGAAAUUAUUAGAUUAUGUACAGGAAGAUGUAGAAAUGAUGCAGAAAGAAUUAUUGGACUGGAGAAGCCAGUAUCAUCAGUUAAAUGAACAAUUGGAAAAAGAAGAAAAAGAAACAAAAGAGAUGAUAGAGCCUAUGAAAGAAAUAUUGAAAGAAAUUGAUGACAACAUAAAAAUUCAAUUGGACAAAAUACGUCAAGUAAAGGCACAAAUCAUGAAAAAUGAUCAAAAAAUACAUCGAUUACUUAAUGGUAAUUUAUAA